This is a messenger RNA of Fusarium venenatum, 1074 nucleotides long. The record is from RefSeq and is a predicted model, not a curated record. NCBI's taxonomy places the organism in Eukaryota, Fungi, Ascomycota, Sordariomycetes, Hypocreales, Nectriaceae.
AUGUUAACGCAGACGCGACUCAACAUCUCGCCCUCGGGUCAACUCAUCUUCUACAGACCCAAUACUCUGCCAAACUAUCCUUUCUUGGAUCGUCCAAUCCCAUGGCCCAAGCUCUGCUGCCAUAAUGACACAUCGAUCCUCAAAGCUUCAGAGCUAAAUGCAAGGGUCCCUCUUCUUCAGCUCCCGGAUGAGCUUUUACAACCAAUCCUCCGCUCUGUUGUGAAGAAGCCAUUGGAGUUUUCAUUGGGCCAUGAUGCAUAUUGGGAUGCUUACUGGCACUUACUCGAAGAAGAUGAUGUACCCAAUUGGGGACCGGAAAGAGAACAGGACCAAGAGAAAUCAGCAAGCUUUACUAAACUCCAAUUUCACGGUUUGCAUGCCCGACCACAAUCUAUAAAGCAGUUCCUUCAAUGGCCCAAAGAACUUCAUGAGCUCUUUAUAACUAAUGGAGAUUUCUGGGACAAUAAUGAAAUAAAAGCCGCGUUUCGAUGGAACCACAACUGUCUUGCCGACGCCCUAUCUUCCCAGAAGGAUCAUAUCCGAGUCCUUGAUAUCGGCUGGUUGGGCCAUGAUCGGGAUCAAAAUGCCUUCCCAGUCUCUAACUUUCCAAAUCUACACACCAUGACCAUAUGCAUAGCAUAUAAACAUCCGAAUGAAGAAGCAUGUCGGAAUUGGUUGACUCCCUCUUUGCAAACACUUAUUCUCAAUCUGCAUACCAGUGGCCAAUGCGGUCCUUCUUCUCAUAAUUGCAUGAGCAAAGCUAAUUCUCAUGCCAUUGCUGAGUGGGCGAGGAUGGCGAGGAGAUGGGUAGACGAAACACGCAACCUGGGGCUGAGAGAAAUCUGCAUACGUGCAUAUAGUAGCGGAGAUGAUGCUUGGCAAAAUGAAGAUGAAGUAAGUUGUAUGCACGGGAGUUAUGCUGAGGAGAUGAAGGAGAACCUUCGUCAGUGCCUGAAAUACAUUGAUGAGCAAGGGUUUAAAUCAUUCUGGAUUGGUUAUAGUGGGAGGAGAUAUACGUCUGAGACGAUGGAGGCAAUGUGUAAGUGUGAGAAGAAGCAUAAACCCAGAGCAUGA